This is a messenger RNA of Aplysia californica (California sea hare), 226 nucleotides long. RefSeq names its product myoglobin. NCBI's taxonomy places the organism in Eukaryota, Metazoa, Mollusca, Gastropoda, Aplysiida, Aplysiidae. Gene Ontology annotation, molecular function: oxygen binding; heme binding. The record is from RefSeq and is a predicted model, not a curated record.
GAUGUUCAAGAAGUACCCAGAGACCAAGAACUACUUCCCCAAGUUCCGGGAAAUACCGAAUGAGGAGCUGUGGGAAAACCCCAAGAUGCUGUGGCACGGGGCCAACGUGCUGAACUUCCUGGGGGCGGUGGUGAGGAAACUGGAGAAGCCCGACACCCUGCUGGUGCUGGUGGAAAAGUCGGCGGUCAGUCACAGACACAAGGAUGUACAGGCCAUGGACUACGAU